Molecule: messenger RNA, 2242 nt
Organism: Etheostoma cragini (Arkansas darter)
Lineage: Eukaryota; Metazoa; Chordata; Actinopteri; Perciformes; Percidae
Gene: rbm38
Product: RNA binding motif protein 38
Exons: 4
Coding region: 251-1003 (250 amino acids)
Cellular component (GO): cytosol
Molecular function (GO): RNA binding
Source: RefSeq, a predicted model, not a curated record
GUUGGUGCAUGUAAGACGCGCCUACCGAGGCAAGACUGCUUUUUUUUCUCCGAGACAGGCGACAUGAGGUUCCAAGACACCUGUCAGGAGGACUACGCAUCCAGAGGCUGUGUGCGAACUGGAGGCUGCGUUUAAACCAUGGGCGCGCUGUUGUCGUUAUUAUAGCUUCUCGUUGACCAAGGAGCGUAAAGUUAUUCUGCUGCUUUCUUGGUUUUCUUUGUGUUAUUCCUUCUUUAUUUCCUCAAACCGGAUGAGUUCACCACUGUUUUUAGGCCAGCUGGUCGGGGUUCCGUUAGAAAUAAUGCACCCUACCAUGGAGAAAGACACGACUUACACUAAGAUCUUUGUCGGCGGGUUGCCGUAUCACACCAACGACGCUUCACUUCGGAAAUAUUUCGAGACUUUCGGGGACAUCGACGAGGCGGUGGUUAUCACAGACAAACAGACGGGCAAGUCCAGAGGAUAUGGCUUUGUGACCAUGGUGGACAGGGGAGCAGCAGAGUGGGCGUGCAAAGACGCAAACCCCAUCAUCGAUGGCAGGAAGGCCAACGUGAACCUGGCAUACCUGGGAGCAAAGCCUCGCAGCUCGCAGACAAGUCUUUCUGUUGGAGUUCAGCAAGUCCAUCCUGCGUGGGCUCAGAGGCAAUAUGGAUUUGCCCAGCAGUAUGUCUACCCCCAGACGUUCCUCCAGCCCAGCUUGUUGCUGCAGUCCCAGCUCAGCCCCACAGCUGCAGCACUCGCCUCCCCUUACCUGGACUACAGCUCCGCCUACAGCCACUACGCCCCCACAGGACUGGAGCAGUAUCCCUACACACCUUCCCCGUCGCCCUCUGCUGGCUACCUCAGCUACAGCUUCUCCCCCGGCACGCCGGCGUCCGCUCUCACCGCAUCCCCAACCCCUCCGGCUGCAAUCCAACCUCCUCUGGCUGCACUCACCACUAUGUCUGCCGCCCCACAGGCUUUCCUCCACUAUCCUCUGCACCAGCCGGAUCGCAUGCAGUGAGCAGUUCUUAGUGUAGCUGCAUCUGCUGAACUAAUGAUUCAAAGCAAUGUGACUGUUGACAUCGUCAGGAUAAGACUGGAUAAACAGGGAGAGAGUGUGAUGUAAUCAAAAGGGCUUUUAGAAAGCACUCACAUUCCUGUUUUUUUCUGUAUAUCAUUGUUGUAAAAAUUAAUGAAAAAUGUCGUAUUGCUGCUGUCAUCAGCAUACAAUCUGAAUGUUUUUCACAAGUGGUAGAUGUCCGGGACAGGAAUUAGAUCACUGGUAAUCUUCUGGACCUUUUUGUCUUACCGCUGACCCCCACUGCUGAGGUUGGUGGCAGGGCCGACCGCUGGAGAGAGGACAGGUAAAGACGUUAAGAAGUAUGUCUGCUCGACAUGAUGCUGCAGCUGCUGUUUCUCUGAAGGUACUGUGCUGAAUGCUGGAUAUUAGCCAAGCUGAGAGCCAGUUCCUCUUUCAGAAACGAAGGUCCAAUUUCCUCCUCUUCAAGGUUACCUUUCUGUCUAUGGCCUUAGAGAUCUCUCUCUCUCUCUCUUUCUGGACCUUGUUCAGUUUGUGUUUUUUUAGUAGACUCUCAUCUCAAAUGAACAAAAUGUGUAUUGUGCUCCCUUUUGUUCCUUUUAUUAACCACUGGCAAGUCAUAACAUGUUGAUCAUCAAAGUUUAACAGAAUAUGCAAUUAUGAUGAUGAAGGAUAAGCAUGGAUGAGGAAGACAACACUGGUAUUUUUUUUUUGUAUUGCUACUGCUAGAACAUUACUGAGCAAAAAACUUUGUCAACACUUUACACACAGUAGUCAUCACAUAAAAUACCUGCAGUGGCUUAUUAGCCUAUUUUUAAAUUUUGGAGUGUCUUGAUUUGGUCUUUGGGGACGGUUUGGUUUUAUGAUACCGAAAUUACAAAGAUGUCAAUACAUAUCAAGUAAAUGUGUUUGGAUGUAAGUGAUGAUGUUACUGAAUGUGUGUGAGAAUAUUUGGUGUCUAAUUCUCUGUGUGUGUGAGAAAUAGAGAGAUGCAGUAUACGCUAGUGUCAGGACCGAGCUCCAUUUCCAGCCUAUUGUACUGGUCAGAGUUGUUUCUUUGUUUUUUUUUUGUUUUUUUUCCAGCUGUAGAAUACAGACCAAUGCUUUAGUGAUGAAACUGAAAGCUCACGGGGCUGUGGCACCACCUUAGUAAAGUCAUAAACCAAGCCAUACAUCACAUUUUAAACAAAUAUGCAAAAUAAAAUGAAUAUUUCUGAAUAA